Molecule: messenger RNA, 1000 nt
Organism: Musa acuminata subsp. malaccensis (wild Malaysian banana)
Lineage: Eukaryota; Viridiplantae; Streptophyta; Magnoliopsida; Zingiberales; Musaceae
Source: RefSeq, a predicted model, not a curated record
UUUGACAUUUCGUUGAUCUCCUAAAACCCCCCAUGCAUUCCUCGACCCGUUUUACAUGCUUCGCCUUCACCCCAAAGGAUUUCUGCACCCUCCUUGAUUCAAGGUUUUAGGUUGCAAGGCCUUUGUCAUGCGUGUCCACAUCUCCUCACCACCCAACCACAUGAGCAAACCAUCCUUUAAGACGGAGGCCGAUUCUUCACAUGCUUUGUUGGUGUUCUUCCCUUCUUUGCUUCAUCUUAAGGAUGGCUUUCUUUCCUCAGGAAGACAAAUCCAAGCUCGCAUCGAACGGUUCCAAAUCCCUUCCGGAGCUCCUCAGGAAGGCUUGUGCUCAGUGCCAUGGCUCCGGCCUCAGAACUCUUUCCAAUCUGAGCUCCGUCGAUGAGAGCACUCUUGACAGUGAUCUCGAUCACAAACAGCGGAUAAUACUGGAGAUUCGAAGUCGAGCGAUGAAGACGAAGUCGAGGCCUCAUGAGUUGCUAUUCUCUGGGAAGCUCGCUCGGGAUGUGUCACCAACGACAGGAAGAGCGGAUAUAACCGGAGAGGAAGAACACGAUGACGAUGAUGAGAGCGAAGCAUUCUUCUCGGUGAAGAGCUGCUUUUCUUGCUGCUCCACUGAUGGUUCGACAGAGUUGGAGGAGUUCGGCUCGUUACUGGGAGAGUUCCGACACUGCGAAGGGUGGCCUUUCGGCCUGCGCCGGAGAGCUGUUGCCCUUCCACCGCUGCCGAGCUCUCCUUCGGACUCAUGGAUGUGGCACAAGAGAAACCUUGUCACUAGAACUUCGCCAAAAGGCUUAGCUUUGAAACCAUGACCGACACACACGAGAUUUUAUGGAAUAUGAAAGAACUGGAAAUCUCUGUCCAUUUCUUCUUUACAUAUGAUGUAGGCUUAGCACCAUUUUAGCUUUUAGUUCUUUUAUGUGGUUACUCUACAUGUGUAUUUUGUAUUAGAAUAAUGUCUGUUAUGAUGAAAAUAAUAUCAUGGCAUUUGGUUCAUCGAAUA